This is a messenger RNA of Scedosporium apiospermum, 1272 nucleotides long. RefSeq lists its product as uncharacterized. Bases 1 to 1272 code for a protein of 423 amino acids. Gene Ontology annotation, cellular component: vacuolar transporter chaperone complex; fungal-type vacuole membrane. The transcript has 3 exons. The record is from RefSeq and is a predicted model, not a curated record. Lineage: Eukaryota; Fungi; Ascomycota; Sordariomycetes; Microascales; Microascaceae.
AUGUAUUUCGGCGGGACCGUCCGUGAGUGCGUUUAUACGCCAUGGAAAGAUAAGUACAUCGACUACGCGAAGUUCAAGAGCGCGCUGCGCGAGGACCGCUCCGAGGAUGAUGAGAACCGCUUCUGCGACGAGAUCUUCACGCAGAUCGAAAAGCUGACCGAGAUUCCAGGAGCAACGCGGCAAUGGCCUUUAAGUAGCGCAUCGAUUCCACCUUUGACAAGCUCAAGGAGCUUGCACACGCCGAGCCCUCUGACGAUAAAUGCUACUCCCAAGAAGGCAAAAUCCCGCAAGUUGAAAAAGUACGGUAAUAUCAAAUACAUCGGCUCCCUCAAGAUUGUUAAGAAGCAUGAUCACAAGCGCCGCAACCGAUACGAGUUCCGGCCUAUAAUGCAACUGAGCCUAGCUGAACAUUUUCUAUUACAUCCUGCUGAUCCGCCUGACAUUGUUCGCCAAAAGUUUUUCACUCCCGAUUCUCGGGGUUCAGUCUCCCUGGCAGUAACAACCAUGCAGUGCCACCUGAUCCUUGCCUUCACUCUAUUCGCGCUCUGCCCGUUGGGCAAGCAAAUCAAAGCCAACCUGCAAUGGUCCAUAUGCGAUGCAGACCCCCAGACUGUACUCCAGAAGCUCGGCGAAGACGGUACCCGCGAGCCGUAUAAAACGACUCCUAUCACUUACUACGACAUCGAUCCUCCAUCCUACUCCUGGGGCGGGCUCAUGUUCCGCACAAAAACUAGACGUGGCGAGGAGCUUUCAGCCGUUAAAGUUCAUUUCAACUCAAAAAUGUCGGAUGACUUGGAGGCUCCAAUAGUCGAAGCAAAUUUCAAUAGAGCGGCAUUGGACACAUCAGAGAGAUUCCUUUGCGUCUGGGAUCGGUAUGGCAAUGAUACGGACUUUACUUGUCAGAUACAGUCGCUCCUAGGUGGGAGAAAGGAGCUCUGGACUGACGAGCAAAUUCGGUUCGCUGAACGUUGCCAAAGUGUCACUUGGGGGGAUCUUGUCGGUUUUGGACCUAACCCGAAUCCUAAGUGGCGUCUGAACAUCUCCUCCCACAGGGCCGUAUUUGACGAUGUACAGGUGGGUCCCUUUCACCUGAUGGAGCUUGAAGUGAAGGUUCUUAAGGACAAAGGCGACGAGGUCUACGAAAAGAUCAGCAGAUACCUGAGAGAACAUGACAUCUUUAUGUGUCAUAAGCAGGAACCGAGAACCAUAAGGCUGUUUCAAGCUAUGGGUUAUGAUGGGAGUUAUCACAACCUGGUCAAACAGUCUGGAUAG